AUGGACGCCUUCAAAAACAAAGUGCAAGGCCUUGCCAGCGGGGUCGGAGGCUCUGCCCAACAAGGAGGCGCUGCCCAACAAGACGGCGCUGCUCAACCAGCCGGUGGUGAGCAGAAGGACUACGGCGAUAAGGCGUUCGACGCCAUUUCGAAGAAGUCCGGGCAUACCUUCGACCCCAGUACCAGCGAGAAGAUCACCGACGGCGCACGCGGUGUAUUUGAGAAGGCCACUGGCUUCGCACCGUGGCCAGACCCCUCGGAACCCCUAGUCACCACAACAACCACAACAACAACCACCACCACCCCUAAGGGUCCUGUAAACUUAAUACCGCCAGUUAACCUUCACGUCCACAACAGCUUCCAGUCGCCCAUAGCAAAUAUCUCGCCGUUCCAUGCCUUCAUUGUCCUGACCCAGCACCGCACAGUACCCUCUGCCGCGCUAUUACGCUAUUAUUGUACUCUGCUACGAGGACCAAGCGCGCGUCUCCCCCCAGCGUCCUGCCCCGUCUGCAACUUGAACCUGAAUGUUUUGACCCUUCCCGAAGACGAAUGCAACGCGUUAAAUCUGCUGGAGAUGGCCGAGGACGAAGGAGAACAUUCAGAAAUGUCGGCAUCAAACGAUGCGCGCCCACAGACGGCGCGCAAGGAUUCGCGCAAAGUUCCUGGCGGCUUUGGCAUCGACGACGUGGAUGAUUUGUCGCCCGACAAGGACAAAUUCGACGACUCAAUAUUUGAGAAUGCGCCUACCCACGAGCAAAAUAAUCGGAUACCAUCCCUUGACCCUACGAGUCUACCGUCAUUACCACCCCCGAACGAUAGCAGCCUCUUGUAUAGCCAUAGUGAAGACGGAGACGCUGGGAGCGAUGUGCUUGGGCACAUACUAGAUGAAGGGAAAAUGCAGAGACACUUGAAUGAUGUCGAGUCCAGCUUUCUCCCGGUCCCUUCACCGAUUAGUAUCGCCGAGAAUAAGGGAGUCGACGAUACAUAUCUUUUCGAUAGAGCUCAAGCCCCCCAAGAAGCGCUACAUACAGAUAUAGCGCUAGAAAAUGAACCACACGCCUCUCAGAAUCAGAACGGAACUCCUCCAAUGUCGCCUCCCACCCCUUCGAAUGCCUACAAAACCCCCGCUUUACCACAAGACGACUCGAGUGUUGGGGAUGAAUCUGCAAUGGAUGCGGGAAAUACGACCUCGUCGCUCGAAACAAUGUCGUCUUCCCCCACAGCUGCGGCGGCUGCAAGAACUGUAUCUAGGGCGAUUUCAAUGGCAAGCGCCGGCGGUCACGAAGAUGCGAUUGAUAUGGACGACUCACAGCUAGAGGAGCACACAGACAGUGAAGGCGACUACGAAGCAACGCCCAGGAAGCCGAUGAACAAUUCUUUACUAGAUUCAUGCGAUGAACGAUCUACCCUACGUCGCCAUCUGUCAAGCAAUAGCCUACAUAGUUUUAGUGUAGAUGCGGGAAGCACACCAGGUGCUGCCCUGACUCGCACACAGUCUGGAAGGCGACCCAAGUUCCUUCGAAGCAGACAUGCCAGCCAGCGCUCCUCUGUUUCGUCAUUUAUAACAAAUCCUGAUUCUCGUGAUGGAAGCGACAUCACUCUUGGAGCGGACUACGCCCUUCAGUCCGGUGGAGCUGUGCCAACUACCGGAUUCUCUCGAAACAGCAGCCUUGCAUUGUCUCGCUCCAUCAGCCUGGGAAGUAUAGCCUCGGGAAUUGAGGACUAUUCCGGAAAUGUUGAUGCAUCGCGCGGUUUGGAUGGGAGUCUUGCAACCUUGACUGAAGAAGAGCAAAAUCGCGACAGAAGAGGGACCGAAAAUGGUUCCCCUCCAGAAACCCCACGGGCAACUAGUAGGUCGAUGGCUGCACCGACAGAUACGAUAAUCGCCCGUCAUGUACGCAAUGUUCAAGUUCCAGAGUCCUUGGCCAAGGAAUACCGCAGCAAGAGCGACGUAUCAUCGCCAAACAAGCGAUCGGGGUUCGCAGCUGCAUCGCUCGGUCGGAAUGGAAAGAAUCUUACAUUGAAGGAACAGAGCAGCACCAUCGAGCGGCUAUCGAAAGAGAACUUCGACCUAAAACUGAAGGUUAUGUUCCUUAGCGACCGUUUGGACAAGGUCUCCGAAGAAGGUGUCAAAGAAAUGAUCUCCGAGAAUGUCGAGCUUAAGACUGGUCUUGCUGUCAUGCAGCGAGACAAUAAGGCUCUGAAACGGAAAGUGAAAGAGCUUGAGAAACAGCUGCAAAACGACGAAGACCGGCCAGGUACAGCUCGCUCUGGUACAUCUACUGGCGACAACAGCCCGCAGUGGUUCGAUCAUGAAGGUGCCCAUGAGCGAGAAGAAGAGCUUCUGUAUCUUAGAGAAAGAGUUGAGGAAUACGCGACGGAGACUGAGACCCUCCGGAGUGAGGCUAUCGCGCGAGAGAACGAGAAGCGAAAUCUAGCCGAAGUGGUGCGCUCGAUGGGUGAAAGACGUGGUCAAACCAUUGAUGCUCGCGAAGAGAUGGAUGUGUGGAAAGACCUCCUGGAGCAGGAGACUGCGCGGCGUGAACAGUCUGACGACGACAAUAAAAAGCUCCGUGAAGAAAUCUUCCGGCUGAAAACUGAGAGUGCCUCCUCCGGUAGUGGUAUCGCUGGUGUUGGUCACACUACUAACAUUUACAACAUCACGAAGAAGCGACAGCACUCCCCGUCAAGACCCAGAUCGGGGCUUUCAGAUCAUGCAGAAGAUCGCAACGGCUCUUUUAGUGCUGCUAGCACUUUGGUUGAGGAUCUCAGAAGGGAUUGUGAGCAGCUCAGGCACGAAAAUGCCGAGUUGCGGCGCGAAGUUGGCGCUCAGACAUCGAUGCUUACAUCCCGUAAUCGUGAGAAAGAGCGCCUUUACCAGGAGAUUGAAGACCUAAAACUUGGCCAGCGUAGGGGAGGGAGAUCUGUUGCUGGGGAGAGUAUCUUGGAUCGGUCUGCUUCACGAGCCCAUGUACGAUCAUUAUCACGGACCAGUGCUGGCACUAGGGAUACGGCUCUAACUGAUACUGAGCGUGAAGAGUUCGAGAAUAAGUCUGCCGAACUCCGGGACCGUAUCAAUAGUCUCAAAAUACACAACCAAGAUCUUCAGCGCGAACUCGAGUCAUGUAUGGAGGAUUUCGAAACUGCUGUCGAGCAAAAGAAGCAGGCAGACAUUCUGGCAAAUGAACUCCAAGAGGCGCUUGAAGUUGCAGAAGCCGAUUUACUCACUAUGCAAUCGGAUAGAGAUGAAGCGUUACAGGGACAAGAAGAGGCCGAGAUUAUGUUCGAAUCGCUCCGAAAAGAAGCACAGGAAGAGCUAGAUGGCUUUGCAGCGGAAGCCGAGGAGGCCCAAGCCGAGAUUGAGCGCCUCCAAACCGAACUAUCAGAUACAACGGAGAAUUUCAAUGCUCUCCAGAAUGAGAUGCGGGAGAUGAGCGAGGGUGUCGUCAGGUUGGAAGACGACCAUGAGCAGAAGAGUCGACGAAUACAAGACCUUGAACGAGAUCUUGACGAUAUGAAUAAAGAACUUGAGCAAAUGGAGAAGAAUCUGGUCGAAGCGAAUGGGAAAAUACAACGGCUGUUAGUGCAACAGGAGUCGAGUCAGGGUGAGAUUGCUUUCCUCCGCGAAGAGCAAGACGGCGAUAAAAUCAAGAUUGGGGACAUGGAGGCUGCUGUCAAGAACCUCGAGCAGACUCUACGUGAAGAACGGGAACGCAUCAAGGAGCUUGAAGAACGACUGGCGUAUGAGCGGCAUCAGCGGGAAGUUGUUGCUGGCAAGGAAAAGCAAGAGGUCCAGCAAUACAUCAAUGAGCUCAACCGAGAAGCGUCUACGUCCAAGGAUGAGGCCCGCAAACUCCGGAAGAAUUUGACUUCGCGAGAAGUUGAGGCCGCGGAAUGGAAACAGAGGCUCAUGGAGCUUGAGAGUAACCUGAGAGAAGCCCUUGGGGACCUCAACGGGACACGAUCAAGCCUACUCAGUUCUAUUGCUAAGCUCCAACGAGAAUUGGAGAAUAGCCUUCGGGAUCUCGACAACAAGAAGGAAUCGCUCACCGAAAAAGAGCGGCAGAUUCGGCAACGCGACACACUCUUAGAAAACCAUGCCCUCGAAUCUCGCAGGCUUGCAGACAUGCUUGACAAAGAACGUCAGGCUCAUCGUAAUACCAAGCACCAGUUCGAUACUUUCCAGAGGACCACUUCGCAUACGACCCGUACCCUUUCUCAGCAAGAGACUCGUGUCAUUGAGCUUGAGACAUCCCGCCAGCAAGACCGCAAGAAAAUCGCUACGCUUGAGGCCCAUUUCAAGGACCAGAUGAAUGAGCGGAAUAACCUUCUUUUGGCUUUGUGGGCCAGACUGAGCGCUUUAUGUGGUGUGGAUUGGGCGCACAACAAUAGCCUCAUCAACGGUCGCGCACUGCCGUCCCUCGAAGCUGUAUCUACUAUGCUCCCAGGCUUUUCGAAGAACCUCUUUGCGGCCAUCAAGAUGAUUGAGACCACAGUCAGUGACUUCCGCUCCCGGAUCCGCAGCGUUGAGAAGGAUCUAUGGAAAGAGUAUCAGACUCUUGAAUCGAAUCUCGAGCUACGCACCAAGCGCCUAGAUCGCCUUGAAACCAUGGCAAGGAGCGCGGUUACAGGAUUGAGCGGAGACGGCAAGGCGGAGAUUGGAAGACUGAGGGAAGUCAACAUGACGCUAAAAACCGAGCUGUCCAGCCUAAGAGCGUCACACAGUGUCCGCACCGGCGGUUACACUGAUCCCAGCCCCAGUCCAUCCGUGCCAACUGGUCCUAGGAGCAAAGUCGUCGAGAACAAGACCCGUUCAUCGACGUUGACGCGCACCACCUCGGAGUCAGCCGUGGAGACCCUUGAUCGCAUCUCCAAGUCCAGCCACGGAAACCGAAGUGCACUAGGGUCGCCACAGAAGGGAUCAGGACCCGGAAGUGCCACUGAUGAUGGGUAUACUCCGGACCUUAGAUGGCAGAUCCGACUACAGGAGUUGGAGUAUAAGCUAAAAGCGGAGCGCGAGGCGCGAAAGACGGAUCGUUCAAGCGCACGACAGAGACUACAGGAGGCGAACAGAGAGAAUGCAGAGAUGGCCGCAGAGUUGGAGCGGAAUAAAGUAAGGGCGCAAAUGGGGGCAGGGCGAUCGCAAUCCUCCACGUAG
Venustampulla echinocandica is the source of this 5157-nucleotide messenger RNA. RefSeq lists its product as uncharacterized. Bases 1 to 5157 code for a protein of 1718 amino acids. The transcript is spliced from 4 exons. NCBI's taxonomy places the organism in Eukaryota, Fungi, Ascomycota, Leotiomycetes, Helotiales, Pleuroascaceae. The record is from RefSeq and is a predicted model, not a curated record. Gene Ontology annotation, cellular component: microtubule organizing center.